Molecule: messenger RNA, 981 nt
Organism: Prorocentrum cordatum
Lineage: Eukaryota; Dinophyceae; Prorocentrales; Prorocentraceae
Source: the annotation of a GenBank genome assembly
AGGACCGGCGCAUGCGGGAGAUCCGGAAGUUCCGGACCCUCGAUCGCUGAGCAUCAUGGUGGGCAGCGUCGUCGACGGGGUGCCCUUCGAGCGCUGGUGCUGGAAGGCGGAGGUGGCCAGCGCGGCGAAGGGGGCGGGCCCCAAAGGCCGCGGCCAGGGGCGCGACGGCAAGGCCGCAUCCGGCAAAGGCCGAGGCGGCCCCGGAAGCGGGCCGCGGGAGCAGAAGGGCAAAGGCGGCAAGGCCAACGCGCAGCACCCUGGCAAAGGGGACGCCUCCGCUGGCGGCGGAGAGGAGCAGACGCCUCCGGCAGGCAAGGCUGGCAAGGCCGGCAAGGCCGGCGAGGCGGGUAAGGCGGGCAAGGCGGGCAAUGGCGGCAAGGCGGGCAAGGCCGGCGAGGCCUGCAAAGCUGGCAAGGUCGGCAAGGCCGGCAAGGCUAGCGAGGCGGGCAAGGCGGGCAAGACCGCCAAGGCCGGCAAGGCCGGCGACGAAGGCGAUGCCAGGCCCAAGGGCAAGGGCAAGGGCGGCGGCAAGGGCAAGGCCGCCCGAGGGCCUCCAGAGGCCGGCCAGCCUGAGACCAGCGGGGGCGGUCAGGUCGCAUAGCCCAGCCUGUCCGUCCCCUCCGCUUGCUGCCAUUCGCAGAAGGAAAGACAGCAUCAACAUAAACAUUCAGAGCUCCGCGCGGAUUUCCUGGAUCGGCGCCUGGGGCCUUCCUGGCGGCGCCUCUGGCGCCGCCCUUGGCGCGCUUCUCGCGAGGGGAUCCACGAAAUCCGCACGGACCUCCAACAGUUUAUGUUUAUGUAGUGCUGUUUUCUUCUACUUGUUUCUCGUCGUUUUCUUCUUUUCUUUCGCCUAUUCAGUCUUGCUUCGCAUCAUCGCCCUCCGCUCCUGCACACCCUCGCCCGCCCCCGGGAGCUCCCUAGGCAUCGUAGGCCUGCGCGCGCUUCCCGCAGACGCCGCGCGGCCGCAGGCGCGCGCGUGGA